GGAGAGGGCUGAGGGGAAAAAAGGAGAAGAAAAAACCGGAGCAGAGCUAAAUGGCUUGCGCAUUUCAAAGACGGUUUCCUGUCCCAGUGUACCUGGGCCUCCUGCUUGGUGCUGUGUGCCCCCAAACCGUGGAGGUCGAGGGAGCGGCCUUGAAGUCGGAGGGGGCGCUAGAGAGCGGAGGGGCCGUGAUCAACCACUCCAUGGCCCUGCUGCAGCGGCUGGAGGCGCUGCUGGCCCAGGGGAACGGCAGUGACGUGGUGCUGCGGGUGCAGACGGUCAGCUCGGACGAGGUGAAGGUGGUCCAGGCCCACGCCCUGGUGCUGGCCCUGCAGAGCGAGGUGUUCGACGAACUGCUGCAGAGCCGAAACGCCAGCACCCUGGUGCUGAAGGAGCCGCCCGAGUGCGCCGCCGUCUUCGACAAGUUCAUCAGGUACCUGUACUGUGGUGAGAUCGCGGUGCGCCUGGACCAGGCCAUCCCCCUGCACAAGCUGGCCAGUAAGUACCGGGUGUGGGCUCUGCAGCAGGGCUUGAGCCUGUAUAUGCGUCAGUACAUGGCCAGCGACUCGCCCGGCGGCCAUGUGGUGGGCUGGUACCACUACGCCAUGCAGACGGGCGAUGCGGCUCUGCGGGACAGCUGCCUGCAGUACCUGUCCUGGAACACGUCGGCGGUGCUGCAGAGCGCGGAGUGGGGCUCGGUCAGCGACGGGCUGCUCAUGACCCUGCUGCAGCGGUCCGACCUGGUGCUGCACAGCGAGCUGGAGCUCUUCGAGGCGCUGGAGGCCUGGAUCGGGCAGAACCAGCCGGACGGGCUGACGGUGGAGAACGCCCUGCGGGCCGUCCGCUACGCCAUGAUCCCCCCUCAGCAGCUGUUCCGCCUGCAGAAGCAAUCGCCCGUGCUGCUGAAGUACCACGAGUCAGUGCGCGACCUGCUCUACAUGGCCUACCAGUUCCAUUCCGCCUCCCCGCUGCAGCUCGCCAAGUACUUCGACGUCAACUGCAGCCUGUUCACGCCCCGCAACUACCUGUCGCCCGCCUGGGGCUCGCCCUGGGUCAUCAACAACCCCACCCGCGACGACCGCAGCACCAGCUUCCAGACGCAGCUGGGACCCAGCGGGCACGACUCGGGCAAGCGGGUGACGUGGAACGCCCUGUUCUCGCCCCGCUGGCUGCCACUCAGCAUGCGCUCGGCGUACUCGGGCGAGCAGGGCGGGGCUACCCAGGUGGCCCGUGCUGACGGGGGGGGCGGCGGCCGGCCCCGCAUCAUCGUCACGCCCGCCACCUCCAGCGCCGACUUUGCCGGCGUCAGCUUCCAGAAGACGGUGAUCGUGGCGGCUCGGCAGCAGGGCCGGCUGGUGGUCAGGCAUGUCUACAACUUCCACCAGAGCACCGAGGAGACAGGUGACUUCCUGGCUGAGGCCGACCUGCAGCGGCGCGGGUCCGAGUACCUGAUCGACGGCUCCCUGCACCUGCACAUCGUGGUCAAGCCCCUCUACCACAGCCUCAUCGUCUCAAAGAAAUAGCCCCAACCCUGCCGUGCUCACACACACAUGCUCACACACACACACACACACACACACACUCACACACACACACAU
This is a messenger RNA of Megalops cyprinoides (Indo-Pacific tarpon), 1595 nucleotides long. RefSeq names its product BTB/POZ domain-containing protein 17 (gene btbd17a). The transcript is spliced from 3 exons. NCBI's taxonomy places the organism in Eukaryota, Metazoa, Chordata, Actinopteri, Elopiformes, Megalopidae. The record is from RefSeq and is a predicted model, not a curated record. Bases 51 to 1520 code for a protein of 489 amino acids. Gene Ontology annotation, molecular function: protein binding.